Lethenteron reissneri (Far Eastern brook lamprey) is the source of this 2629-nucleotide messenger RNA. RefSeq names its product urea transporter 2-like. Gene Ontology annotation, molecular function: urea transmembrane transporter activity. Gene Ontology annotation, cellular component: membrane. Gene Ontology annotation, biological process: urea transmembrane transport. The record is from RefSeq and is a predicted model, not a curated record. NCBI's taxonomy places the organism in Eukaryota, Metazoa, Chordata, Hyperoartia, Petromyzontiformes, Petromyzontidae.
AGAAACCCGUUGGUGUCCAAUACUGAAGAAAAACCCACGCAAGGCAGCACUGAAAUUAAAGCUGGAGGAAGACGCAUUCAUGGCAGACGAAUCAGGCUCCCAGUCACCUGCCCUAUCCAACCUCAAGCAAAAGAUUCUGCGCAUAAGUCAGAUACUCAAAUAUUUUACUGGAGAAAUGACGGAAUAUAACAAGUGGAUGAAAGAGCGGUGGCUGCCGCUGCAGUUCCUCGACUGGAGCCUGCGAGGAACGGCGCAGGUGAAUUUCGUCAACAACCCUCUCCGCGGUGUCCUCAUCCUGGCCGCGCUGCUGCUGCAGGAGCCCUGGUGGGCCCUCUGCGGGUACCUGGGCGUGCUCGCCGCCACCGCGGCCGCCCUUCUCCUCAAGCUCAGCAGGGCGAACGUGGCUGCGGGCCUCUACGGCUACAGCGGGCUCCUCGUGGGCAUCCUCAUGGCCGUGUUUUGCGAUCGAGGGCCCUGGUACUGGUGGCUCCUGAUCCCUGUCUCCAUCAUGGGCAUGCCGUGCUAAUCGGAGGAGCUGGCGAGCGCGCUCGCAUCUCUCUUCGCGCCCCUGGGAUUGCCCGUCUUCACGCUGCCCUUCAACAUCGCCGUGACGCUCUUCAUGGCCGCCACGGGCCACUACAACGCGCACUUCCCGCAGGCGCUCUUCCAGCCGCCGUCCGCCCACUACAACCUCACCUGGACGCAGCUCAGCGUGCCCAUGCUGCUGCGAGCGGUGCCCGUGGGUGUGGGCCAGGUGUACGCGUGCGACGACCCGUGGGCUGGCGGCGUCAUCGCCGUCGCCCUCUUCAUCUCAUCGCCCAUCAACUGCUUGCACGCCACCACGGGCUCCGUGGCGGGCAUCCUGGCAGGCAUCAGCCUGGGCUCGCCGUUCCCGAAGAUCUACAAUGGCCUGUGGAGCUACAACGUGGUGCUGGGCUGCACCGCCGUGGGGGGGAUGUUCUUCGCGUUCACGUGGCAGGCACAUCUCGUGGCGGUUGCGUGCGCAUUCUUUUGUGCUUAUCUUGGAGAGGCCCUCAUGAACAUGAUGUCAGCGGUCGGCCUGCCUGCCUUAACUUGGCCCUUCUGCCUGGGCACGCUCGUCUUCCUGCUGAUGAGCAGCGGGCUGCACGGCGUCUACAAGCUGCCGCUGUCCGAGGUGACGUACCCCGAGGCCAACCGGCGCUACUACCUUCCAGCAGCAGCAGCAGCGGCAGCAGCGGCAGACGGCCGACAGCACCGGCGGUGCCAGCAAGGAAAACAACGCCGCGAUUGUUUGAGCGGAACCAAAAGGGUGCCCAGAGGGCACCGAACACGCCGAACGCUACAACAACAGGAAGACUCCGCUGACCACCGCCGCUACCAUGCCUCCUUCUUGGCUCGUGCAGCUGCCGCUCCUCUUAAGGGAAGGGGGGGGGGGGGGCAUUCGGCAAGCUCACCAGGUCUGCCGCCAGCGCGACAAGGGAGCACACAUUAGGACGUGCAUUCAGCAAACCGAUGUUCGCGCCCGAUGUCUGCCUAGGGGAUGAAAAAAUGCUCACGUAUCAUUAUUAUUUGUUGGUGACCGCACGCGAGAUACAUUUUAUUCUCAACAAGCAUAAAAAACGAAAUUUGUUCCGGCGUGUUGCGGCAUUUCGCUCGGCUCGUCGCGAGCGCGGAUUUUUUCAAAGUUGACACCAAAAAAUGUGGAGGCCCCUUUUUGCGGUCGGCCGCAAGCGCAGUCAGCGACGGGGCCGGGCCGUGUCGUCGUUUGAAGUCGCGGGAUUUGGCGUCCGUGGAGGUUGUCCCGUGAGCUAAAUACUGCACGUGCACGAGUCUCUACCUGCUGUCCCAGACGAUGAGGCAGGUGGAUGCAAUGUGGUGUUCCACCGAUCUGACAUGAAUUACAUUUUUUUUAAUGGUUUGUUGAAUUAUGGCUUGGCUUUAAAAAAUAUAUUAUUAUAUUUUAAUUGUGCCAUUUAUAUUUGAUGGAAACGUUUCCAUUUGGAACUCUUCAGCCAGAAGUGCAUCACUCUGUGUUAGAGAGUGGUUCUAGAAAAUGACAGAACGACUUAUUUCAACAGGAUAAAAAUAAACUGAAAACGUAUUUAAUUAAAUAAAUCGCCAUCCAUCUAUAUUUUCAAAUGAAAAUGUACGAUAGUGUUUUGGCCUCCUGGGUGCACGUUAACCAUUUUGCCACAGUGGCGAGAUAUUAACUACCUCGCCCUCCUAUACAGGAGGUCGUGGGUUCGGUCCCGACCGUGACACCUGAAUAUUUGGAGUUUUUAUGUUUUCCGGAUCCUCUGGUUUUCUCUCCAUAUUUAGAAUAAACAUGCAUGUGGAGUAUUUGGCUGCUAUAAAUUCCCACGUGAUAAGCCACUUCGUUGAGCUGUCAUUUGUUAGGUUGCUUUUGAAAAAUAGUUAUAUAGCUCAGUGGGCCUUACCUAGGAAAAUAAAAAAUAAUCUUUUUUGCAGUAUUAAACAAGCAAACUCUGGAACAGUUUGCCCUUUUGGGAUUCAUCAGCAGAGUUUGAUGUAUUAAACAAAAAUUAUGUUUGAAGAUGUUAUGGACAACCACCUCCUCUACACCAUCGGCUGUCAGUGCACAUCAGUGUUGUAUAAUACGUCACCAGGAGCUGUAUGGAGAAGAAGU